Molecule: messenger RNA, 2276 nt
Organism: Galleria mellonella (greater wax moth)
Lineage: Eukaryota; Metazoa; Arthropoda; Insecta; Lepidoptera; Pyralidae
Exons: 2
Coding region: 143-2014 (623 amino acids)
Molecular function (GO): protein dimerization activity; DNA binding
Source: RefSeq, a predicted model, not a curated record
UCAAACGUGUUCACUAUUACUCUGACUCUGGUAACGUGACUUCCUGGUAACGUGUUAGGUAGGAAAAGCAGUAAAAAAGUGCAUAUUAAGGGAGCAGAUUUGAAAUAAUAUUUAUACUUAACAAGAAAUAAUUAAAGGUUCAAUGGGGAGACCUAAAGAUUUACGCAUAUGGGAGCACUACCGUACUUUACCAAACAAGUCUGUUUCUUGCAAGCUUUGUAAUAAGGUCUACAAAUUCAGUAAUGCUGCCAAAAUGCUUCAACAUCUUAUCACUUGUCCAAAAUCUCCAGAAACAUUAAAAGACUCUAUGAAACUUAUAAAAGAUAGCUCGUCCAAAACCAAAAUGUCUGGACUGUCAGAGAUAGAGACAAAUGAUUCUUUUAUAAGCCCCUCGUCGUCUGCUAACACUACAAUAAAUGCUGAGUUUCAAGACACCGAUGAUCAUAUAAAAACAGAAUUAGCGAGAGCUAUAUUUGUAACAGGGACGCCAUUAUCGAUGGUGCAACAUCCUUUAUGGAUACAAUUUUUCGAAAAAUUGCAACCAAAAUUUAAAAUACCUUCACGUAAAGCUUUAGCGACAAAAUACUUAGAUAAAAUAUAUAGAGAAAUGCGUUUUGAGUUAAAUGAGGAACUAAAUGCUUGUAGUUACUUACACCUUCAGUGCGAUGGCUGGUCUAAUUUAAGAAAUGAAGGAAUAAUAAACUUUCUUAUAUCAAAACCUCAACCUGCAUACGUUAAAAGUUUGAAUACAGAAAGUAAUCCUCACACUAGUGAAUACCUUAGCCAAGAAGUUGAAAAAGUAAUGAAAGUGUAUGGAGCAAAUAAGUUUCUUGUACUUAUUGGCGAUAACGCUAGAAAUAUACAAAAGGCAUUCGAAUUAACAAAACUCAAAUAUCCACAUGUUGUUCCUCUCGGUUGCUGUGCACAUAUCCUUAACUUGUUGUGCCAAGAUAUUGUAAAGAUACAAGAAGUAACUGUGUUUAUUAUGCAAGCCAUAAAUAUAAUAAAAACUGUUAAAAGGAGUCAACGAUUAAGUUCCUUGUUGAUAAAAUCAAGGCAGGGUGAAGAUUCUACACAAACACUAAAAUUGCCUUGUGCUACAAGAUGGGGAAGUCAUGUUACUUCGUUAAAAAGUUUGAAAGCAAAUAAGAUAGCUUUGCAAAUAUUAACAGUUAGAGAAGAUGUGGUAAUUUCAAGAGAUAUUAAAGAUUUAAUUCUAAGUGAUGAUUUCUGGACGAAGACAGGGGAAUGUAUAAGUAUUUUGGAACCAGUCACUGAAAGCAUAUUUUACUUAGAGAGCGACCAGAAUCGUUUGCAUCGCACAUACAUUACAUUUAGAGAUGUACAAGCUAAGAUACGUUUUGCAUUAAAUGAGAUUUCGACAUUGAGCGAAGAAAGCAAACAGCAGAUUCUAACAUCAGUAUCUUCAAGAUGCAAUAUGGCAAUGAGGCCAAUACAUUUUGCAGCAUAUAUUCUAGACCCCAGGACUCUAGGAGUCGAACUUACUCAAGAGGAAGAACUUAAGGGUAUGGAGUUUAUCUACAAUUUAAGCCAACACUUAAGUUUGUCAAAUGUAAUGGCAGAUUUGGCGUGUUAUAAAGCUAAAGAAAACUUUUGGGCCAGAGGAUUUGUAUGGAGCUCAUUAGAUAGCAUUGAGCCCCUAAUAUGGUGGAAAGGUAUUUGUGGUUCCACUGAGUUAAGCAAAGUAGCGAUUCGUAUUCUAUCAGCUCCCUGUACUUCGGCAGCCACUGAGCGUUCCUUUAGUAUCCAAGGCUACAUACAUAAUAACAAAAGAAAUCGACUUACAACUGAAAGAACUGAAAAAAUUUCAUUCAUUUGUUAUAACUGGAAUCUUAAACAUAAAGCUGAAUGCGAGGACAUUCAGUUUAAUGAAGAAAAUACCUUAGAAGCUUUCAUUGAGCAAGUAAAUGAACAUAACAGUUUAGACGAAAUAGAGCCUAUCGAACCUAUACAAUUCAUCGCUUGUAAUAACUCUGAAUCUGACAGUGAUUGACUGUAGUUUUACAUUUUACUUUCAUCUCUUUCUUAAUAAACUCAAAAUCAAAUUAAAAGUUUUUUAUUCUGUAGGCUGCAUAAUAAUAUUGUCUAUGUCCAGUAUAGUGGACGUCUUGCGGCUGAGAUGACGAUGAUGAAGUACAAAAUCAUAAACACCCAAAAAUUUGGGUGUUUAUGGGGUUUAAACCCAAUAAACCCAAAACACCCGGUUUUUACCCACCAGACUUUAAACCCACCCAGGUGGAUUGCCCAUCUCUACU